Messenger RNA from Dioszegia hungarica, 639 nucleotides. RefSeq lists its product as uncharacterized. Lineage: Eukaryota; Fungi; Basidiomycota; Tremellomycetes; Tremellales; Bulleribasidiaceae. Bases 1 to 639 code for a protein of 212 amino acids. The transcript is spliced from 6 exons. The record is from RefSeq and is a predicted model, not a curated record.
AUGGCGCUCAAUCCCCUCCCCCGCUUUUACUACAUCUUCUUCGCUUUCUUUGAGCCGACACUUAUACUGAUUGGCGCCUACCUCUGUAUCGCCACACCUCAGGCAUACGCCGAGGCGCUCCUCCCAGCCGGUAUUGAGCCCGUCACACGCAUCCUGGGGUCGACGAGCCGGGGACAGAUGGCCAUUGGUGGUCUGGGCUCAUGCUUCCUCCUGCUGGCGAUGCUGGCGCUUUCGAUGUUCCCGUUGAUCAAGAACAACUUGGGUGGGAACCCCGUCGUCCAGGCCAAGAUGGUCAGGGGUCUAUUGGUCCCCUUGGCUAUUGCAGAUCUCUCGCAUAUCGCUAUGACCCUCUUACCCCUACCCAUGUCCUUCCUGAAGAGUCCGUCUAAGUGGACCGGGACUCUGCAUGGGAACAUCACCAUCACAGUCUUCCUCUUUGCAGUCCGAAUGGCGUACUUCCUCGGUAUCGGCCGAUCCCAGAAAUUGCCCAUCAACGCCGCCGGGCAGCGCAAGCGCUCUCACGGACAAGCAACUAUGCCCCUCCCUUCGCCCGCUGUCCAGGUGGAUGUGGAGACGGUGAAGAGGGUAGAGUCUGUCGAAGCGAGCCCUAGGAAGAGGAGCGGGCGGGGCAAGGCAUGA